Messenger RNA from Prorocentrum cordatum, 1230 nucleotides. The record is from the annotation of a GenBank genome assembly. NCBI's taxonomy places the organism in Eukaryota, Dinophyceae, Prorocentrales, Prorocentraceae.
AGCGCCGCCGCCGCAGGCGCCGGCGUGUCGUGCCGGCCGCGUGCCCGCCCCGUGCGGGGGCGGGCGGCGAUGCUGUGCGCGGCCGCGACCGCCGCUGCACCGGCCCUGGGCGCGGCGGAGGCAGAGGAGGACGAGGAUGCCCUGCCGCCUGAGUACGCGGGCCUGCUGGGCGAGCUCCUCGGCGACGAGGCCUUCCUGCGCCGGCUCGCCGGGCACCUCGGCACCGGGCAGCGGCAUGACGACGGUGCCGGUUGGCUGGGGGGCGAGCUGGGGAGCGAGCUGGCCGAGUACGUUCGCUGCGCUCUACCGGCGGGGCCCUGUCCGCCGCCGCUGCUGGGCCUGUUUGCGACCUGCUUCCGUGGCGCGCUGGAGGUGGACGCCUACCCGCCUUCGGACGACACCAUUCGGGUGAUGCCAACUAUUGCUCACCCAGCUCGCCCUCCCCCCUCCCCCUACCCCCUUGUGCGCACAGCCAACCAGCACUGCUCGGAGGCGCCCGAGGUGCCGGCCGUGGUCGUGGAGGUCGGCUGCGGCUCCGGCCUCCUCUCGGCCGCCGUGGUGCGCGCGCUGGCGGCGCGGCUGGGCGCGGCGGGCGGCGCUGGCGGUGCGGUGCCCGGCGUGUCCAUGCUGGCGACGGACCUGUACGAAGCCGCCGCCGACCUCAGCGCUCAGGUCGUGGGCCGGGAGAUCGCCGAGGCCGGGUCCGCGGAGUGGUGCUCCUUCCGCGCCGUGCGGGGCCGCUUCUGCGAGGGGUGCGCGGCCGAGGGGGUGGUCCGGGAGGACGCGGUGGACCUGCUGUUCUUCAAUCCGCCCUAUGUGCCCUCGCCCGAGGAGGAGCUUGGGGAGCAGCCGUCGGGGACCCUGCUCCCCGGCGCGCUGGCGGCCUGCUCGGGCGGCACACGGGGGAGGUCCGUGAUGGACGAGUUCCUGCGUCGCUGCGCCCGCCCCUUGCUGCGGCCAGGCGGCGUCUGCUUCGUCUGCGGCGUGGAGGAGAACGCACCCGACCAGCUGCUGGAGAUGGCCCGCGAGGAGCUGGGCCUCCAGGGCGCGCUGGUGCGCCGUGGCGUGUCGCGCGGGGAGGAAGCGCUGUGGGUGGCGCGGCUCUGGAAGGACCCGUGAGAGCCCCGGGGCUCCGAUGGCGCGGCGCCGCGGUCCCGCGGCAGCGGCGGACGCGGCGGGGCCUCGACGUGGCGCGGCCUCGGUGUGGCGCGGCCUCGGCGCGGCCGCCGC